UGUCCACUCCCCCCGCUGCCGGACUGCCUGCCCUCCGCGCAGGAGACGAGGGAUUUCACAACCCAGCCCAGACAGGAUUAAAGAGAAAUACACAAGUAAACAAACAGCGGCCUUGUGAAGCGGCUGUGCUGCGGGAGCCCCUCUGCUGCCCAGGGCGAGUUCAAACUGCCCCUGUCAGAGGAAAGGAGUUGCUUCCUGUUAUUUCCAUUGAAAUCCUUGUCCCGGUCGCUAGCCCGCAGGCUCCGGCAGGAUGGCACCGUGUGCACAGAUGGGCUCUGGCCGCCUCUCCCGAGGGCUCCUGCUGCUCUGUGCGCUGCUGGGACAUGGGUUUUGCCAUAUGGGUGCCGAGGCUGAGGGCUUCGGGCAGGAGGCAAGGACAAGCCCACCGAUGUCCAUGCACAACUUUACCGAUGAGCUGGUGGAGGAGAUAUACACCAACAUGACGCAGCGCUGCUGGGAGUUCUUCAUGCACCUGAUGCAGAAUGUGACCGGCACACAGCUGUGCGAGUGGAAGGUCAUCAGCAGGCCCUACAGCUUCCUGCAGAAGUGCCUGGAGGACUGGGCCGACAACCUGAAUUAUAGUUACCCCAACACCUUGGCUGAGAGCUACAUCUUCCAGAGCCACCACCGCUACUUCCAGAACUGCUCGGCUGGCAGCCAGGCCUACUUUGACCCCCCCGAGGACGUGUUGCUGGCCAUGAUCAUUGCCCCCAUCUGCCUCAUCCCCUUCCUCGUCACCCUGGUCAUCUGGCGCAGCAAGGAUGGCAAGGCGCAGCCCUAGGUGCUGCCGUGGAGGCACAGGCACAGCCCCGGCACUCGGUGCCCUGGUGCCAGGCUAUGGCACUCCCGGGGCUGUGCUGGGUAGGGGGCUCCCCCGAGGGUUCACCUUCCCCGGGAACCGGGCAUUAAAGGUUUACUCUCCCCA
Numida meleagris (helmeted guineafowl) is the source of this 925-nucleotide messenger RNA. RefSeq names its product receptor activity modifying protein 2 (gene RAMP2). The record is from RefSeq and is a predicted model, not a curated record. Bases 251 to 781 code for a protein of 176 amino acids. Gene Ontology annotation, biological process: protein localization to plasma membrane; calcium ion transport; receptor internalization. Gene Ontology annotation, cellular component: signaling receptor complex; cell surface; membrane. The transcript has 5 exons. Lineage: Eukaryota; Metazoa; Chordata; Aves; Galliformes; Numididae. Gene Ontology annotation, molecular function: coreceptor activity.